Molecule: messenger RNA, 264 nt
Organism: Drosophila santomea
Lineage: Eukaryota; Metazoa; Arthropoda; Insecta; Diptera; Drosophilidae
Exons: 2
Coding region: 1-264 (87 amino acids)
Source: RefSeq, a predicted model, not a curated record
AUGGAUGAGAAUGGGUGCGAGGAUAUGGCCAAGGAUAAGGAUGAGAAUGGGGAUGGGAAGGACGACAACGAGGACUUUGAAAUGUUGCCGGAGCAAAUACUGCUGACUGCUGACUGCUCUCGUCUUGUCUGUGACUCUUAUGGCCCUGUUUUGUAUGUUUGUGGAGCUGCGUUCAGCUACGCAUUCCGUUGGUAUUCUACCAUUAAUACUUGUCUACUUAACGGUAAAUUACAGACAUUAAACGCACGCACACACGCACACUGA